Messenger RNA from Microplitis demolitor, 3816 nucleotides. RefSeq names its product ubiquitin-conjugating enzyme E2 H (gene UbcE2H). Lineage: Eukaryota; Metazoa; Arthropoda; Insecta; Hymenoptera; Braconidae. The record is from RefSeq and is a predicted model, not a curated record. Bases 986 to 1549 code for a protein of 187 amino acids. Gene Ontology annotation, cellular component: nucleus. The transcript has 5 exons. Gene Ontology annotation, biological process: protein polyubiquitination; ubiquitin-dependent protein catabolic process. Gene Ontology annotation, molecular function: ubiquitin conjugating enzyme activity.
UAUGUAAACUUAUAUUUAUAGAUAUACAUAUAUUAUAUAUGGAGUUAGUGAUAUGGACAUUGCGUUAGUAGACGGACGGACUAGUGUUGGGGCUUAGAACAAAGACAAUAAAACUGUUGUAAGGGAGAACUGAGAAAAAUAACGUCAAAGUUGACGCAUCAGUUUUGUUAGUUUCGUUAGUGUCACGUGUGUGUUAACAAAUUUAUUUGACACAAUAAAUUGUAUGAAUAAAAUAGUAUUAUAGUGACAGUCGGAUGAUGAAAUAUAAAAAAAGUGUUGUCAUGCAAAUCGCAGUUUUAGAAUGACGAACAUCUAACUGUUGAAGAUUGUACGGAUGUGUAAAGCAGUGCAGUGCAAAUAAUUACAAUAAACCAACUAGCCAACCAACCAAGCUCACUAUUAUUUUAUUAUACGUAACACUAUCGAGUGAAAGUGUCGAUAAAUUGUCAAGAUAAAUAAUUUAAUCAUAGAUAUGGAUAAAUAAAGUUCAUCAGAUAUUUGAAGAAAAAAACAUAAUUAUCAACGACCGUUUUUUAUUUGAUUUAUUUUUAUAUUUUAUAUUUUUGUUGUCUUUGCACUGUUUUGCGCAUCUGUUUUACCCUCAUCAUCAUCAUCAUCAUCAUCGUCGUCGUAGUAUCUCCCACACACUUAUAAAAUACACAAUACGACAUUUGUCGUUUUAACUUCGAGGUCGGGGGCCUCACUCGUGUUAUUUUAUUAUUUUUUUUUUAUUAUCUUUGUCACUUUGAUGCGAAGAUGAAAAAACAUGGCUAAUUUGAGAAGGUGAAACACGUACAAGUACAAAAUAAUUGGUUAUUGUUUUUUAUCUUGACAAGACAAAAAAAGCCAAUAUAUUUUGUCAAGGACCAACGAAAAUAAAUAAAACGGCUCUCUGAUUUACAUUGGACUUGAACAUUCAUUCAAGUUCAAUAAAAUAUUUUAUUAAAUUAUACGUUUGGAAGCUGCAAUAAAUAGAUAAACAAAAAUGUCGUCACCAAGUGCUGGAAAACGACGCAUGGACACUGAUGUUAUAAAAUUGAUUGAAAGUAAACAUGAAGUAACAAUUUUAGGUGGACUUAAUGAAUUUUCCGUUAAAUUUUAUGGCCCUCGGGGCACACCUUAUGAAGGUGGAAUAUGGAAAGUACGAGUACAUUUACCUGAACACUAUCCAUUUAAAUCACCAUCUAUUGGAUUUAUGAACAAAGUUUACCAUCCAAAUAUUGAUGAGGUAUCGGGUACUGUGUGUCUUGAUGUUAUUAAUCAGGCAUGGACAGCUCUCUAUGAUUUAUCGAACAUCUUUGAGUCUUUCCUCCCUCAAUUACUGACAUAUCCAAAUCCAAUAGAUCCACUUAACGGCGACGCUGCCGCAAUGUACCUACACAAACCCGAUGAGUAUAAAAAGAAAGUUGCUGAUUACGUUAGGAAAUAUGCAACAGAAGAAGCGUUAAGAGAUCAAGAGAAUGCCGAUAAUGCAAAUGGUGUAUCGUCGGAAAGUGAAUCUUCGAUGAGUGAUUUUAGUGAAAAUGAAGCCCAAGAUAUGGAGUUGUAACUAGAUGCUUUACCACUUGUUAAUCUUCCAAUUAAGAUAUCUUAAAAAAAAUUAAUUAUAAUAAUAAUUAAAUUGAUUUUUUAUUUAAAAAGUUAAUACAAUACAUGCAAAUUUCUCGCCUGCGCGCGUGCACAAUACACAUUUUAUUACACACUACUAUAUGCAUGUGUAUGUAUAUACAAAAAAAAAUUUAAUAGAAAAACUGGCUGCGCUCAAGUCUACGAUUGUUGUUUGUGAUUUGAAGCUGUUAUAAAUUUGCAAUAAUAAUUAUUCAGUUAUAAAAUUUUUAUCACUUUCUUAUGUCGAUAAUUACAUUAGCAACGAGCUAACCGAAUUAACGCGCUGCGAUUAACGUUAAUAAAAAAAUCGAUCAAUUAAUAUUUUUUUUUUUUUCGUCAAUCAAAAUGAUUUUUUUUAAAAAUUAGCUUUUGUGCGAAAUAACUUCUUGAUCAUAUAUAUAUAUAUAUAUAUAUAUAUAUAUAUAUAUAUAUAUAUAUAUAUAUAUAAAUAUAUAUAUACAUAUAUAUAUAUUUAGUUCAAUUUUUCAUAUAUUUCAUUAAUGUGAAUAAAAUAUUGUGUUACUACAAAUAGUUAAAACAAUGUCUCAUUUAACAUAAAUAAAUAACAAGUAGUACAAGUGAUAACUCAAAUUUACUUGUCAAGAUCAAAGUACUAGAUUUAAUUGCUUAGACAAUAUUCAAAAAUAUUAAGCGUUAAAAAAUGUUCUAAAAUAUAUAAACAUAUAUAUAUUUUUUUUUAAUAAAAAAAAAAUCUAACAAAAUUUACACAGUAUAUAAAUGAUGAUUAUUACAAAAAAAACUGCGUCAACUAAAUUUCCAGUAUAUGAAAUCGAAAUAAAAAAUAAAAUGAAUAAAAAAUAUCUAUCCCUUUCUGUUUAAUGAGAUAAAUUAUAUCUUUCCAUAGAUUAUUAUAUAAAAUAAUUAAAGAUUAUUAUUUUAAAAAAAUAAUGAUAACUAAUCGUGUAUGCGGGAAGAUAAAAUUACAAAAUAAUAACAAACAUGCACCCCAAUAUUUAAGGCCAUUCUCAGACAGUGCCCCCAUUUUUUUAAAAUUUUCAAUGGCCUUCAACUCUCGUAAGCGUAUCGAAAUUCAAUCAAUUAAUUUAAAAAAAAUUAAAGCUGUUCAGUUAUGCUGAUACAGAAUAAAAAAAAAUACUUACAGUUGACAUCAAUUGGGAAUUAAACGAAAUUUGGAUAAUAAAUUUCAGUAAAAUCAUGUCAAUUUUAUAAUUUGAAUUUUCAAAUUUUGUGGGCUAAAAUUUAUUCAAAAAAUUUCGUUUAAUUCCUAAUUGAGAACAACUGCAAGUAAUUUUUUUUAAAUUCUAUAUGUCAUUGCAUAUUUUUAAAACGUGGGGGGCACUGUCAGAAUGCCCUUAAUUUAUCACUUAUUUGUUUACAAAUCGAGCAUCACUUAUCGUACUACCAGCCAGCCGAAUUAUUUUUUUUCUUUAACGGUCGAAUAAAAAAAAUAAUAACGGUACAAGUGUAAUUGUUUGAUAAUUAAAUUAUCGAGUCAAUAAGUGAAAAAUAAUAAUAUCUGUAUAACUAUAUGUAUCUUAAUUAAGCUCUUAGGAUAUUUAAAUUGGUUUAAUAAUUGGUGGAAGUUAAUGACAAACAAAUAAAAAGAAUAAAAAUUAUAUAUAUAUAUAUAUAUAUCUAUAUAUAUAAAUAAAUAUAUAUCCUCUGAUAUGGAUAAUUUGCAAGUGUUCUUGUGUCACUAGACCUCACGAAUUUUAACAUUAACAUUAAUAAAUUAUAGGCAAUACAUAUAUAUAUAUAUUAAAAAAAAUUAUAAUAAUAAUAAAAACCAUUUAUUAUUUAAAAUAUUUUUAUGUUAGUAAUUUUUAUAUGAUUAAUCAGUAGAAUUAUAUUUAUUGAGAUGAUUAAAAAAGUAGAUACUGAAAUUUAAAGAACUACUUCAUCAUUGACAAAUCAAUUAAAUUUCUUUUUCUUUUUUUUCUAUAGAUAUUUUUUUUAAAUAUGAUUUUUUUCAAAGUUUAUUGAAUUAAUAAUAGUGAUAUUGGAUUUAUAGAAUGAAAAAAUUAUAUAAUAAUUUAAACUGAGCAAUUUAAUGUAUAUUAUAAAUAGCAACGUGUGCCACAGCGUAUCACUGCAAUUUAUAUCACGCGCGAAAUCAUUAAAAUAUUUCGCCAAGGUACUUGACGUCAUACAUUACGUAUUUUUAUUACACUAAUUUUCUUAAGCGGCAUAAAUUUCCGCCUAUAAAUACAUCAUUUACUAUCUUAA